UGCGUGAAAAGGACGCAAGCCGCGGAAGCUGCCGCUAGCAGGAGCGCGCACGUAACACGUUGCGCUGUGCACGGAAGUAGCCAGCAAGAGCGUCUGCGGAAGGUGGCCGCUGUUUGUGUUCUGGGGCGUCGAGGAGGUUUCUUCAUGGCGUUGGAUUCAAAAGUGGAUUAAGUGGCCGAAAGCGUUUCCGAAACACAGGGCCGCCGGCGGACGUUUCUUCGACCACCGGAUUUAUCGUCUCGCAAAAGAGUGUCCCCUGGUCUUUCAAGCGCGGUGCCCUAACCUAUGAGGAUUUGCGCCUGAGGGCCAAAAUCGGAGGAGGAAGCCAGCAGCAGCAGCAGGAUGCCUCGCAGGACAGCGCGAACCGCCGCCGCAAAGCAGGACGCCGAGGCGCCGGCAGCCGAGGAUGGCAAGUCGGACGAGACCCCCGCUGCUACGGAAGGGGCCCCACGACGAUCUAGCCGACGUGCAGCUGCACGGCCUACCGAGUAUGCAGCCGCCGCCACCGGAGGGCGCACACGUCGCAGCUCCACGGCUGCCCAGACGGCAGCGUCUACGGCCGAGGGCCACCGCAGCUCGCCAGUCGAGUCGCCUGCCACACGUGUCAAGAGCGCCCGCCGUACUUCGGGGCCGGUGAACUACGAGGAGAGUGAUGGUGCGGAGGGUGAGGAAGAGGACGAGUACCGUGCGGAGGAGGAGAGCGAGAACGAGUCCAACUCUGGCGACGGCACCCGCAAGCAGCGCUCCAGUGGCGGCCGCGCAGGAGGUGGAGGACGGAGCGCAGGACGGCCGGCACGGGGCCAGGCUGCACCCACGACGGGCCGCAGGGGUCGGCGGGCUGCCAAGAAGGACGAAGACGAGGAGGAAGAGGAAGAGGAAGUUGUGACACCCCGGCGGAGAGGCCGCAAGCCGGCAGCCGAGCUGCGCAAGACGCCUGCCGCCGAGGAGCGCCCCAAGCGCAGCGCUCGGAGCACACGGGGCAGCCGUGCCUCUGCCACAGCUGCCGCCGAGGAGGAGGAGGAGGAAGAAGAGGAAGAGAAGGCGCCUGCCCCGAGCCGACGGAGGGGCGCCAAGCGAGGUGCCCAGCAGUCGGAGCCGCAGUCCAAACGGCGCAGGACCCAGAAGGGAGCCGACAAGAAAGAAGAGGAAGAGGAGGAGGAGGUUGAGGGUGAGGGUGAACAGGAUGAAGAGCCCAUGGAGACUGCUGAAGAGGACAAGGCUGAAAAGGAGUCAACCUCUGUGUGCUAUGCAGAGGCAGCAAAGGAAGAAGACGGAGCUGCUGAGCCGAUGGAGCAAGGCGAGGAGGCAGAGAACACGGAGGAGGCAAAAAACAAGGAGGCGAAAAACAAGGAGGCCAAGCCACCUGCUGCUGUGGCACCCAAGUCCCAGGACGGCACAAAGCUGGUGGAAAAAGAAAAGGAAGCUGCAUCCAGCAGUCCUGAAAAGAAGAGCUCUGAGAAAGCCGCCACUGACGCUCGUAGCCCCGAAAAGGUAGCAUCCGAAAAGCCAUCUCCUGAGAAACAAAGUCCAGAAAAGGAAGUCUUGGAAAAGCCAAGCGUUGAAAAGGCAAGUCCAGAAAAGGUCAUCUCUGUAAAGCCAAGUCCUGUAAAGCCAAGUCCUGUAAAGCCAAGUCCUGUAAAGCCGAGUCCUGAAAAGCCAAGUCCUGAAAAGCAGAGCACCGAAAAGCCGACUCAGCCAAGUCUGGGAAAACCAGCGGUAGAGAAGGCGAGUCCAGAAAAGGCAACCACUGAAAAGCCUUUGGCUGCAGCGCCGAGCCCCCUAAAGCCAACCACUGAAAAGCCUGCAGCUACAGUGCCGAGUCCUGUAAAGCCAAGCACUGACAAGCCCGCAGCUGCAGUGCCAAGUCCCGCAAAGCCCAGCGUUGAAAAGCCGAGUGCUGAAAGGCCAAGCCCUGAAAAACCAAGUUCUGAGAAGCCAAGUGCUCCAAAGCCUAGCACCGAGAGACCAAGUGCCGACAGACCAAGUGCUGAGAAACCAAGCCCUGAGAAGGCAAGCGUCCAGAAGCCGACACCAGAAAAGCCUGGCCCCGAGAACCUGAGCGCCGUAAAGGCAGCGACCCCUGCCAAGCCGGAUGCCGAGAAAUCGAGUCCCGUCAGGCCGGUUCCCGACAGGGCCCCCCUUCCAAAACCGAGUCCCGAAAAGCCGAGUUUCGAGAAGCCUAGCCCUGAAAAGCAGCCAAGCGUUGAAAACAAGCCGAGCGCUACAAAUUUGAGCAGUGUUCAUACAGCAGGUCCCGAGAAAGUGGCCCCUGCAAGGCCAGCGGCAUCCAGCCCGGAGAAACCAAGUAGUGCGCCAGUGAGAAGUGUGGACGUAACUAUGACGCCAGUGGAACCAGCGAAGCCGGCUGCGGUGGCCCCUUCGCCGUCCGUGACAGUUCCACCACCCCAGACUCCUCCUGCGCCAAAGCCAGCGCAUCCUCUACCCCCGGCUUCCGCACCAGCCGUCACAAUGCCCACGUUGGGACUAGCUGUGCCUAGAGAGAACGGGGAUGUGGGAUCGCAGCGUGGGGUGUUUUCGGUGUCUUGGCUGGACCUAAUGGCGGAGCCGAAUGUGGAGCGCGCCCUGCGUGCAGCGCAGGAUGUGGACGUCCUAGCCCUGCAGGGAGUGGAUGCGGUCCACUGGGGACCCUUGGUAGCCCAGCUGCCCGAGGGAUGCGAGCUGCUGCGGGGCACUGGGCUGGCGCUGGUUGUUCGGCGGUCGGCAUUCCGAGUGCUUGGCCACAGCAGCCACACCUUGCAGAGCCUGGUCGCCAAGGAUCUGGAGUCUCUGGAUGAAGCAGACCGGGAAGCAGUCCAGAACCACUUGAGGCUGACGCCCGAUGGCCACCUGCUCACAGUACGCCUGCAGCCGCUGCUUAGUGGCCAGUCACCGGCGAGCGACCAGCGACAGCUUGUGGUGGCUAAUGCGGCACUGAGCCCUGCAUCCCCGAGCAUAAAUGCACUGCAGGUGUGCUGCGUGGCACGCGAGCUGUGUCGUGAGGUGGGCGGAGGCGCCCCGGCCGGUCGUAUGCUGGUGGGGCGACUGCAGCUGAUGGCUGGCAGCCCAGCAUACCAGCUCUUGCGGGACGGCUACCUCGACGACGACAUGAUUGAGGAGCUGCAACGGCACCGCAAUGUGGCCUUGCCCGGACGUGAGAAUGCUGCCCUUGUGAACCUGCUAUGGAAGGCCUUCCAGCACCCGUCAUCGAGUUUACGCAGCUGCUAUGCUGCCAAGGCGGAGGAAGGGAUUCCUGCCCAGUGCCCCGCCAACUCACCGGCAUGGUUCAGCUCGGAGAACCUGCGGCUGCAGCAGCCCCUCACCGAAGGCACCCACCUUGCCCGGCUGGCCUUCUGCAGCCCAUGAAAGCACAGGGGAAGAAACCCCCCACAUUUUUCUUUUUCUUCUUUUUUUUAAUUAUCUCUAGCGUCAUCCGUGGUUGGACUAUUUCUUGUAGAGAUGGUGGUGCCCCUCCUGCCACCCCCUCCCUCCUCCGGACAAGAACUCUCUUCCUCAUCUGCAACAGCACGUGCUCUUCUUCCCCUCAAUCUUUGCCUCUGAAGCGCCAGUUAACCCACCCCUACUUUUGUUAUUGCAACCCCAAAGUCUCCUACGCUGUGGCAGGUUGGCCUCUCAUUUCGUCUGUUCUUCGUUGCCAAGGGUCGUCAUGGCUUUGGUGCUUGGAAGGCCGCACGUCUAGGCAUUGCUCUUCAGCUGACAUUAAAGACAUGACUUUAAAGAGCAAGAGUGCUCUGUUGCUCUAUCCUCAGAAGCUGUUAAUUCAAAGCAUUAAAUGCAGACUCGUGACUGAAAAGGUGAAGGGGCAAUCUAUUUACUCGAGCAGGGGGGGCCCUGCACGUGUAGAUGUGCAGAUGGAUGAAUCGUGUCCUGGCAAUUGCCUGCUUUUGGCACAGUUAGAGUGACUUGGAGCCUGUGGUUCUGGUAAACAUCUCUGUCACUGAGGGUGGAUUUUUAAGUUAACCAUCUAAUUGCAUCAACAGCUGACGCAUUGUGAAGGCAAGAAAACACACAUGAAAAUGCAGAGAUGAUAAGUUGGUAGCAGCACGUGGUUGUCGGGCACCCGUGAAAGCAUUAAAGCCAGGGAAAUGGUGCGUGGGAAAAAUUUGCCACACUCGACCCAUUGGCAACGUCUGAACAGGGGAAGCGAAUCCUACCAGCGGUGGAAGUUUUUCCUGUGUGAUGUAGCUGCUUGCUUGAGACAGGGCAGACUUGGAACGAUGAUGUGGAACACUGCAGCCUGGCUCCACUCGUGCAAUAGUGUGGACCGUCUUUUUGUCCGCCAUGCGGACAGGGUUGCGACGUCAGCCUAGAGAGACUCGCAGGCGCGAGGCUAGAGUCCGCGAGAGGCUGUGCUUUGAUUUUGCGAAGCGUCCACCCAGACGGCAGCUGUGGGUCCGAACCUUGGGCUCGCCCACUCUUAUGCCCAUCAGGACCGGCUCGCGGGGGAGACGUUCCAGCCGUCUUCACUAUUUUUCUGUCCGCGUUGUGUCUUUUCUUUUUUGUUAACGAAACACUUGUGUGCACGUUGCUGAUUUCCAUAUUCACCAUGUUACUUUUUUUUCUCUUAUGUUGCAGGCCUGAUUCUUCAUUGUUUCGAGUGAAAGUGCUCACCAUUUCCGACGCAUUUUUUUUGCUCCUAGAUGAUGUGUUACAUGAACCUUCCUUUGUGUGAUGCUUGUUUCUUGGCACGUUGGAUCAUUUUCUUCUGUCAUGCAUAUUUUAAUGUAGCUGUUGUUCACUGCAGCUUUCAAGCGUUGUUUACAAUUAUUUUGUGGUUUCCGCUGUGAAUGUGGGGCGUGCAAAGGAAUCAAUCAAAAUUGGCAGUUGUUUGUUUAGACUUCGCAUCAGUACUUCUAGUCGAGCCAUCGCCGGUUGCGCCAUUGCCUUCUUUUUUUUAAAGCUAGGCAGGGUGUGCAGGGAUUCAUGAAAUUGCAUUUCAAAAGGAUUCUGACCUUGGGCUUUUGAAAUUCUUGGACUAAUGUCUGUUAAAUUUCAUUCUCGUGUCUGAGGGUGUCGCACACAAUUCAAGACAGAUAAUCGUGGUUAAUAAUUGUUCUCGGCCAGUGCCCUGGCAUGCGAAGUAUACUGUGGCAAAAUUAAGCUUGAAACGGGAGCUUCUUGUGAAUGUGAAAAGAGAGAAAAGCAUUCACGUGGCUGCACUUGGCAGUUCUUUUAGUGCGGGCAUGCAAUUUAAUUGUGAGUGCAGUUUCUGUCAUGUGCCGUUUUUGUUUGAAUAGUGUAUGCAUCAUUCAUUAUGUCUGCACGGGAGGAGAGCUGAAAAUGGCUGUAAAGAUGUGAUGGUUUGAUGAUGUCCCUGAUGCUGUCUUAAAAGGUUUGAGCAAAUAGCUGCAACUGACGUAGAUACUAUUUAUAUAAAAGCUUUUCACUGGGCAGUUUUUCAUUUCUUCCUUACUUUUGCACUGAUUGUAUGCAAAGUUUUAUUAGAAGUAGAAUGUUAAGUUUCAUAAGCAUUGUGUAUCUGUCAAAAAAAAAAAAUUACGAUGAGUGCUGCUGAUUACUUUUUAGGCAAGCCAUGUGACAUAUUUUAUGCUUUGUUUUCGUAAAGUACAAACCUGGCACCUACUACGCGCAUUAUGUCAUGAAUGACUUGACCAUCCGAAAAUUUCAUCUUUUACGGUGUGUGUGUGGUGUGUGCGUGUGGCGUGAGUGUUCCAUGCCCCUGGGAACCAGUAGUCCUCACGGUGACGUGUUUUUAAAGAGAGGCUGGGUCGUGGCCUGCCUCCUCCUUCCCCGAUCGCGGCAUCCAUUCAGUUUAGUGGCUACUGACACCUCCCCCCGACCUAUCAGGCUACGAGGUGUGCGCAGUGGUUUGCAUCGACCUUUCCUCGGGCUGCGCUUUUCUUCGAAAAUUGCCGCAUCGACUUGGCAUCACUGAGCCGCACUUCUGCCCUGAAGGACGAAGCGUCCUCUGGGGUAGUGCCGCGAGUGUGUGGCGGAUUGCAUCACCUCCCCGGUGUUUUUGCACUUGGUGCAGCCUCCAGGUGCAACGGCUAGGUGCAACCCUGGCACUUCUCGCCCACUUGCGUGGCAUUGACCUUCGACCUUUUUCCUUUGUGUGUACCGCCUGCUGUACGGAAAUAAAUGUGGCAGUUGUAUACAAACA
This is a messenger RNA of Dermacentor albipictus, 6142 nucleotides long. RefSeq names its product nucleolar protein dao-5-like. The record is from RefSeq and is a predicted model, not a curated record. NCBI's taxonomy places the organism in Eukaryota, Metazoa, Arthropoda, Arachnida, Ixodida, Ixodidae.